Messenger RNA from Leptosia nina, 672 nucleotides. NCBI's taxonomy places the organism in Eukaryota, Metazoa, Arthropoda, Insecta, Lepidoptera, Pieridae. The record is from the annotation of a GenBank genome assembly.
AUGGGUAAGCCAAAAUAUGAUCCACCAACAAAUACCUUCCCCUAUAAAAUAACCAGGAGAUUGAAUAUAUUAAGUGUCCCUCGUAAAUACAUAAUCGAUACGGGAGAAGGGAUGCCCGCUUUAAACCCUAGAGGGAUUCGGAAAUCGGCGUUGGGCGCUCAGAUUACGGACAGAGUCGCGGAUGUGGCAUGGCCAUACAUACGCCGUUUCCUUAUAAUAAAGCGCAUGUACAAGAAUCGCUUCAGUCAAGAACGAAUCGAGAAGAUAGAUCGCAUGAUAGAGUCAGCCAACGCCACCUGUUAUUCGAAACUCGCAAACUGCGUGCUAGAUCUCAAGAAGCAAGACACCAAGGAAGUGAAGAAGAAACGCGGCUGGACCGAGAGCGAAUGGAAGAAGCACAUGGAUUAUAUCGGCCAGAUCGCUGGGCCUAGGAGGGACUUUAGACCGCCACCUAUAAGGAGAGGACUCGGAAAGCCUCUAGAAGCCUUACUGCCACGAAUCAACCAAAUCUCUAACUUACCCGACUUCAAGAUAUAUAGGAGAUUGUCACAAGAGGCGUGGUACAGAGAUCCGGUGAAGGUUCCACGUAACGCGCUCAAAUACGUAAUAUCAGACCGUGUGAAGAAGCUAGCGGCUCCAAGAGUUAUUCCGCAGCCAGGAGCAUAUGAUUAA